ACCAGUGUCCCCAGUCCCCGACCAGUGUCCCCAGUCCCAGAUCAGUCCAUCCCCAGUUCUACAUCAGUCCAUCUCCAGUCCCCGACCAGUGUCCCCAGUCCCAGAUCAGUCCAUCCCCAGUUCUACAUCAGUCCAUCUCCAGUCCCCGACCAGUGUCCCCAUCUCCCCAGUCCUAGAUCCGUCCAUUCCCCGUCCCAGACCAGUCUCCCCAGUCCCAGAUCAGUCCAUUCCCCAUCCCAGACCAGUCUCCCCAGUUCUAGAUCAGUCCAUCCCCAGUCCUAGAUCAGUCCAUCCCCAGUCCUAG
This is a messenger RNA of Pelecanus crispus (Dalmatian pelican), 304 nucleotides long. The record is from RefSeq and is a predicted model, not a curated record. NCBI's taxonomy places the organism in Eukaryota, Metazoa, Chordata, Aves, Pelecaniformes, Pelecanidae.